Molecule: messenger RNA, 4825 nt
Organism: Cyprinodon tularosa
Lineage: Eukaryota; Metazoa; Chordata; Actinopteri; Cyprinodontiformes; Cyprinodontidae
Gene: dsg2.1
Product: desmoglein 2, tandem duplicate 1
Exons: 14
Coding region: 114-3599 (1161 amino acids)
Biological process (GO): homophilic cell-cell adhesion
Cellular component (GO): desmosome; plasma membrane
Molecular function (GO): calcium ion binding
Source: RefSeq, a predicted model, not a curated record
GAUUCUGUCCAAUGCUUUAAAGCCUCCUUCCUGAAACUGUUCAGACCAGACAAGGAAAAAGUGCAACAGGACUGAGUUUGUAUUCUGAAACCACUGGACUUUUCUGGGUGACUAUGACCCGACGGAGCAGGUCCUUUCUGCUGUUAAUUCUGUUUGGGAUUCAGGCUGCUGUUUUGGUUUCAGCUUAUUCCAGAGAGCAUCUGGUGCGUCACAAAAGAGAGUGGGUGGUCCCUCCUAAACCCCUGAAGGAGAAUGAGGACCACACCCACAAGUUGUCUAUUGCCAAGAUCCGAUCGGACUAUGCAGGGUCGGAAAAAAUUACUUAUUCCUUAGAGGGCAUCGGAGCAAAUCAGUACCCUUUUCAUGUGUUUGUGGUUGACCCUCAUACUGGAGACGUCCGCGUGACCAAAAUCCUUGACAGGGAGGACAUCGCCCUAUACCACCUUUCAGGUGUUGCUCAUUUUCAAAAUGGAAGUGAAGCAGAGGAACGUAUUGACCUGCGAAUUAAGGUCAUGGAUGCAAAUGACAAUCCUCCAGUAUUUCCUUCAAAGAUGGAAGCUAAAGUGUAUGAACUCAGCCCUCCAGGAACUUCAGUUAUUAAAAUCACUGCCACUGAUAGAGAUGAUCCAGAAACAGCCAACGCUAAGAUCGCCUACUCCAUCAUAAACCAGAAACCCCACAAAGACUUUGGCAUUAGCAAGGACGGCUUGAUCUAUGUCAGCAAUCCUAACUUGGACAGAGAAGAAGAAGAUACAUACAUUCUAACAGUGACUGCUGGAGAUCUAUACGGUGAGCCAGGUGGACACAUUACAACAGGCACCGUCACUAUCAAAAUCCAAGAUGUCAAUGACAAUCCUCCAACUCUAGAAAAAUCUGAAUAUGAGGCAACCAUUUUGGAGAACACACACAAUGUUGAGGUGAUGAGGCUCAAAGCAGGAGACCUGGAUGAAGAGAACACAGACAACUGGGAUGUUGUUUAUGAAAUCGUCAAAGGGAACGAGGCCGGAUAUUUCAGCAUAAAAAAAGAUCCCAUAACCGGCGAAGGCAUCUUAAUGCUUGAUAAGGCUGUGGACUUUGAGGAUGUAAAAAACCUGGACCUAGGGCUAGCGGUGCGCAACAAGGCCCCCAUGUUUGACGGAUCUAUUCCCAAUGGUGGAGCUAGUAUUGGUUUUGGAGGAGGUCCCAGUGGUGCCAGUGGUGCCAGUGGUGCCAGUGGUGCCUCUGGUGCCAGCGGUGCCAGCGGCUCCAGCAGCUCCGGCGGCGCCACUGGAGCCAGUGGUGCCUCUGGCGCCAGCGGCGCCAGCAGCUCCAGUGGCUCCAGCAGCUCCUCUGGAACCGGUGGAUCCGGUGGAAAAUUCAAAACCUAUCCAAUCAAAAUCAAUGUGAAGAACCAGGCAGAAGGACCACAUUUUGAACCAGCAGUCAAAGCUAUUCCAGUCACAGAAGGAAGCGAGUCCUUCACCAUUGGUCAAGUCAUCUCCAGUUAUCCUGCAAUGGAUAAAGACACUAAGAAACCAGCAGAGAACGUCAAAUACUUAAAAGGAAACGACCCUAACAACUGGAUUACCAUUGACCCUGAGACAGCGGAAAUAAAACUGAUGAAGGUGCCUGACAGGGAAUCUCCAUUGCUGGUUAACGGAACAUAUUUUGCUGAAAUUCUCUGCAUUUCAGAAGAUAUGCCAGAUAAAACAGCAACUGGCACUAUUGCCAUCCAAGUAGAGGAUUUUAACGACCACUGCCCCACGCUGACCAGUGAAGUCCAGUCCAUGUGCACAACCAAAGACAGCGUCAUUGUUAAUGCCCAAGAUGAAGAUGCAUUUCCUAAUGCAGCGCCGUUUGAGUUUAUCAUCAACCCAAAAGGCACAGAGGGAAAAUGGCACGUGGAGCGCUACAACGAGAGUGCAGCUAUUUUGAGGGUGGAGGAGGAGCUUUGGCCUGGUGUCUAUAAACUGAUGGUGGAGGUGAAAGACCAGCAGGGAAAGUCUUGUGAAACCCCACAAAAGUUGGAUGUCCAUGUCUGUGUCUGCGAGGAUGGAGUUGUCUGUGCAAACCGAGCCUACAUGGGUGGGACUGAGAAACUGUCGGAGCUUGGAGCUGCAGCCAUCGGCCUGCUUUUUCUGGGACUGUUGCUUUUACUGCUCAUUCCUUUGUUGAUGAUCCUCUGCCAGUGUGGAAGUGCGGCUAAAUAUAAGGACCUCUUUACUGAUGUGCCUUCGACAAAAUCUCAUCUCAUUCACUACGACACUGAAGCCCCCGGAGACAAUGUGGAAGCUGCUGCUUUGCUGAACUUUCCAACACAGAAUAUAAAGGGUGUGGAUCUACAAUAUGUAGAAGCUCUGCCAGGGGCUGGAUUUGAAAUGCAGCAAUCGGUGGCUUCCAUGAAUCAGGGCAUGUUCCAAGGUGUGUCCUCAAAUGGCUUCAGAGACGAAAUGGGGAUGAACAUGUGGGAAGGCAGUGGCUUUGAGUCCGAAACUCGAGAGUCAAGAGGAUAUCAUGACUUGGCUUUACCAGACAGCUUCCUUUCACUCUACUACAUCCAGAAGACCAGUGGAGAUGAGAACGUUAAGAUAACAGAUAACCAGCUGGUGUACGACUAUGAGGGAGAGGGCUCCCCUGCUGGCUCCGUGGGAUGCUGCAGUCUUCUGGAUUCAGACAAUGACCUGAGUUUCCUUGAUGAUUUUGGACCGAGGUUUAAAAAGCUUGCUGAAAUAUGUGGUGGCAAAAUAGUCCAAUCUGAGAUGACGACACAAACGGAGACUCCUCUACCUAAUGUUCCUGUGAGCAACGUUCGAGUGUCAGAGCCAGAUUUGUUGACCAGCCAAGAGUUGUCCCAUAUGUCCAUUGUGCAGUCGGCCAACUCCAGAACCGAGCAGAGGUUAGCCAGUGAAAGAAGGGAGCAGUCUGAGAUCAGGGAGAGCAAGGCCGCAGUGAAGGAAGGGAUGACCUCAGUGCAGGCAGGGAUGGCGCACCAGAACCAGAUGGUAGUUCUAAACCAACAGCAACCCGUCUACUUUACCACCGCGCCUAUGAUGCAGCCCAUGCACUAUGUUGUUCAGCAGCCCCUUCAGAAUGCAGUGAUACUAGCUGAGGCACCUGCCUCCAGUCUUCAGCACAUGGUAAUGGUUAAUGGCACUGAUAUCGCCUCAUCCCAGGGAGUUAUUGUUCAAGGUCAGACAAUGAUGCCCAAUGUACAAACCCAGAGCCUUGGGGCAGUGCUGGUUGACAGCAGGGGGAACCAGGGAACCACUGGGAACCUGAUCUCUGGCUCCCAAAACAUGAUGUUUGUUGAAAGCAAUGUCCCUGCUGGAUCUGUGAGAGUACUAAACGGUAACCAGGUUAGCCUUGCUCAGGGUGGUGCGACACUAAACGAGUUAUCAGGAUCUCAGACAAUCAUUAAGAAGCGGGAGUCAAACAGCAGAGGGCAGCAGAGUCAGGGUGGAAAAGGUUCUUUCCAAAAGUCUGAAGUCUCGCGUGGUCAAAGGGUUCAUGUGAUCAGUGGUGCAUCCGGCGGCUCUGAGGGAAGCACCUCUUCCUACACCCUUACUACAUCCACCAACAAUGGAGUAGUUGUUGGGCAGAAGAACAGAGUAAUGAACUAGAGACGCUGCGUCUACUGCAGGCAAAAAUCACCUAUGGUGUGGUCUAGGGUGAUGGGAGCUUAUCUAAAGCAGGUGUUUGGGUUAAGCAAUAGUGCCCAAAGGUUGUAGCGCAGUUACCUUUGUUCUUAUGUCCUGUAAAGUUAGCUGAAACUGCACAGGCUUUGUUUGGGAAUAGCUUCUAUGUUUCCAUAGCCUAAAGAUGCCUGGAAUUUAAAAGUAAUGAGAAGUUUCUACUAUGGCCCUUAAAUUUCCCUUACCUAAAGUAGAUAGAUCCAGAAUGUAUAGAUACUAACAGCCAAUCAUAUUAACAACUAUACAACAUCCUGAGUGGAUCUCAUAUGGGACAAAAGUUAAACUGUAAUGUAGGCUCUUCUUGAGUUUUAAGAUUUAAAUUGCAUUAAAAAGUAAACCGUAAUCUUGCCUAAAAUCCUGAAAUAAUGUGUCAUAUUUAGCUUUAGGCAAAAAUGCAACUUCUAGCACAAAGUAACGAGACAUAUUAAACCCCCCCAGGUAGCUGAGUUUAUUACUGAUCAAAUUAAAGCUUUGUCUGUUGUGCACCUUAUUAAACACCCGGCAGGUUUUAGAAAUACUCUUAUGUAUUCCUGCUGAAAAUAAAGGUAACUGUAAAGAGCUGAUUCCAGCUGCUUAAGCCGUGUAAACGUAGGGGAGAUUAUAUUCUUUUAUCACAGAUACUGUCUGAUAUUUGCUUCGAGGAAAUGGAACGCUGUCACCGUCUACAGAUAUCUAUGCUGUCACUCUGUAGCUUAGCAUGGUUAAGAUAACUGAUACACACUCACAUGCUGUGUCACAAUAUCCUGGCAGGGACUUUUCAUUGACAUCCGUUCAUAUUGCAUGUAUUCCUGUGGCCUAACCCUCACCAGCACAUCCCUAACCUUAACAAUAACCCAAACUAAACCUAAGCCCCGCCCCUAAAAGAGAACUUCUCCCCAUAGGGAUCAGCCAUUGGUUCCCACAAGUAUAUAUGAGUCCCCAAAAUAUAGGAUAUAUCUGGGACAGGGUAACACAUACAUACACACACACACACCCACACACCUACACACUCACUUAAAUAAGGUUUCAUGUUGGUCAGGGUAUUUUCUUUAAAAUUACUUUUUUUAUUAUGCUGACUAAAAUACUGAGAUCUGUCUCUUGUUCACUGGUGACAAGAUUAUUUCCUUGGGUGUAAAAAUUCUUGCCAUCCUAUUAAACACUUAAAAUUCUGGAAA